UUAAAAAAAAAUGGUAGGUGCCAUAGCUCGCACGCGCAAUAAUUCAAAGUCGGGGUAUUAACGGAUCCGCCGCCAGACUGGUCUUCCCUCGGAAACUCAUGGCAUCGACGAAUUCGGCGGAAAAUGCGCCUGCGCAAUAACUUGUCUCCUUCCCGAUACGAAAUUUCCACAUUCAUUUUUACAUCCAGUUCGUUUUCAGCGUUUACCGACUCGUUUUUGGUUGCGGUAAAUCGAAUGCGAAUAAAUCUGCCGUGUUGUUCGAGUUUAGAGACGAAAAUCUUCUGAUAUCGAUGGCGUAAUGUUUCCUCAGGCAUUGCCCGGCAAUGAUCCGUAUUGCUUUGUGGAAUUCACCGAUCACCAAGCUGCAGCAGCAGCUCUACUCGCCAUGAAUAAACGGCAAUGUUUGGGAAAGGAAAUGAAGGUGAACUGGGCCACGUCUCCUAGCAACACACCUAAACAAGACACAAGUAAACACUACCACAUAUUCGUGGGUGACUUGAGUCCAGAAAUUGAGACGCAACAACUACGUGAAGCAUUUGCACCCUUCGGCGAAAUUUCAGAUUGUCGAGUAGUGAGAGAUCCACAAACCCUCAAAUCGAAAGGAUAUGGGUUUGUGUCCUUUGUUAAAAAAGCGGAUGCAGAAACUGCAAUAAGUACAAUGAAUGGUCAAUGGCUUGGAAGUCGUGCUAUCCGAACUAAUUGGGCAACACGAAAACCUCCAGCUAACAGAACUCAAAAUGAUAAAUUUAUCGUUAACAUAUUUUCUUUAGACGUAACUUAUUAUUUAUUGGAUGAAAGCUUAAUAAAUUUUCAAAAGUUCUCUACCAAAGAAGCAGCCACUCACGCCAUUGUCGCCACUCACAAUACAGAUAUCAUUGGUCAGACAGUCAAGUGCUCGUGGGGUAAAGAAUCGGGUGAUCCAAACAAUCAACAGCAACAACAGAAUAUAGCGGCUCAGUAUACCUAUCCAUACCAACAAAUGGGAUACUGGUAUCCGCAGAGUUAUCCUCAAAUACAAGGGCAAUUUGUUCAAGGAAUGCAAUAUCCUUUCAGCCAGUAUUAUGGACAAGGAUUUGGAAUGGGAAUGCAGAUGGCAUGGCAAGGUAUUCCUGGUCAACCUCAAAUGGCAGCAGCAGCAGCAGCAGCAGCCGCAGCACAGAAUCCCAUGGGUCAAGGUCUUCAACAACCAGGAAUGAUAGGUACCUAUCCUAUGCAGCAGUAUCAGGCUCAGUAACUGAAGCCAGGUCGAUACAUUUGCACCCCCGAAAAAAAACUUAGUUAAUAACGACUCAUCAUAGGAUCCCACCAAAAAAUAUAUAUAUAUAUAUUAAAAAAAUUAUUGGAAAAAGUUGAACAAUGGGCAUUUGGGCUCCUAAGCGAUUUGUCUACGGAUACAUAUAAACAUAUAUAUAUACAUCCAUAUAUACAUACAAGCAAAUAUAUAUAUAUGUGUAUAUAUAUAUAUACACAUAUAAAAACAUAUAAAUAUAUAUAUACACAUAUAUAUAAGAUAUAUAUAUGAUAUAUAUAUAUAUAUUAAGUAAUCUUACUAUAGCACCUCUUGUGUUUAGUACCUCUGUUCCGAUUAGCUGUGUCUGUUCAUCGUCCAAAUUUCCGUCGCCCUAAUGCUUUGCUGUUGAACGGAAAACGAAGGAAAGUUAGAAAGAAAAAAAAACUCUAAAUAAAUAAAAUUACAAGUCGUAUUUACGCGUCCGAAUAUACGAACAGACUACGAUGGAUACGCGAAUGUCUGUCUGUAUGUUAAAUGGGCGGAAGGGGAGCAUAGGAAAACAGAAAAUAAUAAUAAUAUUAAUCUCGCGUCCUGCAUUUGUAAACUGUUGUAGAAAACAAAGAAAAAAAAACAAUUGAGAUAGUUCGUAUUUAUCUGUAGGAACUGACUGUUUGGUUGCUGGAUUGUGGUUGUGAAUUGGACAAAACAAUCUCUCAGAUCACUUGUUUUUCGAUCAGACCCGCGUGUAUGAGAGUCAGAUUUCAAUUCGCACGCAGUAUAUAUAUAUAUAUAUAUAUAUAUAUAUAAAUAUAUAUGUGUAUAUAUAUAUAUGUACACACACACAUAUAUAUAUAAAUAUAUAGUUUAUCCUCCCGAAAAAAAAAAGGAAACCUGCGGGUGGCUUAACGUCCCUCUUGCCACCGUUUAAAGAGUAGUAAUAUUAAAGGCAAAGAAAAAAAAAUAAUAAUAAUAAAAUCCUGCAAUGUUAUAUUCUGUACCGUGUUAUAAUGAAAAAUAACGUAUUGUCCCGUGUUGGUCGAUUGAUCCCCGCUUGUUGCAUUCGUUUUGUUGUCUGCACAUCUUUGUCUCCAAGCACCUGUUCUAUAUGCUGUAACUUCCUGAUGGAGACACCCAGCCUUUAAUAGGCUUCCAAGCAGCAAAUAAAGAGGGAAAUGGAUAUAAAAGAUUACUCCCCCCCGCUUCAACAUGUACAGUGUCCGUUACAAUCUCCAUUUUUGUCCCUUUUUUUGGAAUUUAGAUAAAGAAAUUAGAGUCCUAUUUUCGAACCUUGCUUCCAUUAUACUGGAAAAAAAAAGAAAUAAAUAAAAAUAAGUAAAUAAAUAUGUAGAGAGAGAGAGAUCAUCGGGAGAUUUAAGAUAUAUAAAAAAAAAAAAAAAAUUAUAUAUAUAUUGCCUUUUUUCAUAACGACAAUAUAAAAAGAAUACAAAUUUUAUAUUGUUUUUUAGCGCUUCACCGUUAAUAUCAGUUGCUUCCAGAUAUUUUUGAAAAGGGAAAAAACAAAUAUUUAAAAACGUUCAAAAGCUUUAUUUGUAAAAAAGCUUACGUAAUUACUUUUAAAUAUAUUCCUCAGCAGACUUUUACGACCCUUUGGAAUUAGUGGUCAGUUGUUAAUAAAGAAAAAAAAAACAAAUAAACAAAUAUAAGCGGAUAUUUUCAUACUGGAUUGUGCUCGACCUGUAUUCAGUUGCCACAUCUGAAAGAGAAACAGAUAUAAAGUCGCAAAUAUGCCAAGUCCCGAAAAUUGACGUAGAAGACUUAUAGUAGAUAAACCUGGUGUACAAAAAAUUUAAAAAAAAGUGAACGGAUAUGUAGACUUUUUGUCCAUUUAGAAUGGGUGGAUCUUUCCUGUUCUGCCAAAAAAAAAAGGUGUUUUCAUUAUUCAAACGGCGGUAACUUCACACAGGUUAUCGUAAAAUUUAAGCCAACCGUAGGAAGUGAGCGAAUUCGUUUAAAAAAAAAAAAAAACCUCGUAGAUUUUGCUAGGUUCUCGUAGAUUAGAAAAAAAAAAUGUAGAAUAUAAGAUAAGCUGUGACAAUUUUUUUCUCUUAAGAACCGUUCAGAGUCGAUGAGACGAGAUAACAGUUUCUCCUUCGGUGAUGCAAAAGAAAUUAUAACACUCUCUCACAACAUCGGCUGCUGUCUUUGUUUAAAAAAUAAACAAAAACAGACAAAAAAAUUAAGCGUUCUGCUCUGUCUACAUAUUCGGGCUACCUUUAUCCAAGUAAAUAAAUAAAAAAAAAAUAUAUAUAUAUAUAUAAGGAAAUUCCCAUCUCCCCAUUCUCCUCUCUCCUCCCGAUUGUAAGCGGACAGGCGCUUUUGCCGUAGGAAAGUAGUUCACUUUUUCUUGUAAUAAAUCGUCGUCCUCAAGUUUUGGGCUCACGGAGCCGACCCACGACGGAACGUAAUCUAGUAACGUAGACACUUAGAUAAUUACGUAGCUCAUCAUCACUAGAAGUUAUUUAAAAAAAAAAAAAAAAAGUAAAUAAGGACGCUGAAACGGAAGUUAUUCUCCUGUCCAUCCCUUACCCCAAUUUCCCUCUCCCCUUAUCGAGUCGGAGUUGGGAUAUGUAUUAAAAAAAAAACAAAAUAGUUAGGCAGUGUACAUAACAGGCCACCUUUUUAUCGUAUUUACAAAAAAAAAAACAAAACAAACGAAAUAUAUUAAUGGCUGCCUGGGUUUGUUUUCAGUUUCGUUUUCUAUAAGCGUUAGAAGUGAUUAAAAAUACGAGUUAAACCGAAUUCGUUGUUUAGUCGAGAGAAAAAAAAAAUAAUAAUAAUAAUACAAUUAGAAGGCCUCGUGCAUUUUAGGUACGUAAUUUCCCUCAUCCCCUCGUUUUUGUUCAAUGACAAAGUAUUAUUUCUGUAAUAUUCGCGUUUGUUUGAAGUACACUGUAAGUAUAUACAGUUGUUUGGAGGGAACAGCUCAGAGGUGCAGUACUAGGAAUUGUUCUGGUGUGUUUGAUGUCUUAACCUAGUACUGGCCUAUUUAUUUCCCCCAUCUGUUGGGUUAUAGUGUUUAGAUGAAGAAAUGAUAAACUGAUGAUGUGUGAAAUAAAAAAAAAAGAGGAAACUGUUAUUUAUGUUGAAUCCCACUUCCUCCAAACUUAAGAACACCGGACAUGUGGAAUUAAAGUUGUGGAGGUAUAAAAAUAGCAGAGAAAAUAAAAAGUGGAGAAUUUGUAUGUUU
Molecule: messenger RNA, 4439 nt
Organism: Centruroides sculpturatus (bark scorpion)
Lineage: Eukaryota; Metazoa; Arthropoda; Arachnida; Scorpiones; Buthidae
Product: nucleolysin TIAR-like
Exons: 10
Coding region: 299-1234 (311 amino acids)
Biological process (GO): regulation of mRNA stability; nuclear-transcribed mRNA catabolic process, nonsense-mediated decay; cytoplasmic stress granule assembly
Cellular component (GO): cytoplasmic stress granule
Molecular function (GO): mRNA binding
Source: RefSeq, a predicted model, not a curated record